UGGUCAGCCGCCCGAGAUGGCCACCCAUCUGACAGCCACCCGUCUGCCCUCGAUUCCAGUGGACGGAGGGGGCCUGGCGGGACUGUGGAGGACCGCGGAAGACGGCAAACUGAGACAGCGUGAUGCCAAGUCGGCGGCCGAGCGGUGGUCGGCCGAGGCGAGUGGCCGGUCGGACGUGCGACGCGCCCCCUCGCUGCCGCCCAUCACCCCUCGCGCCAGUCCCGAGGAGGGUGACACCUCGGGCUACUACAGCGAGGCGCAGCCGGACCGGUGCUCGGUGGAGCCGCCGCCGAGCCGGACCGCCUUGGCUGGGUCGCUCAGCUCGGUCCGGUUCGAGCCGCAGAGAGCCGAGCUGGCUGAGACGGCGGGCCCGCCGCCCGCUCCGGCGGCCCCGCCGGAGCCAGUGGCGGAGCAUGGCCCGCCGCCGGCCGCCCCGCCGCCCACCCGCGACAUGCCCAUGACCUGGAGGCGGCAGCAGCACGCCCGUCAGGUGGCCCAGUUGACCCGCGAGUCGGAGCUGCGACGGCGAGCCCAGACUGCCGACAGAAUGAAGUGGGGAGACCGGGGAGUGGGUAUCAGCCGACUCUGGGACCCGUGCGCCUCCACGGCCCAUCUGCCAGACGUGUGCGGAGGUCGACAGGGCACGGCCGGCAGUGCGCGGAAGAAGAAGAAGGGAGAGCCGGCUGACGCAUCGGAAGAGGUGCAUCUAUCCGAGUCCUGCGUCAGAACGACCAGUCGCUCUGCUCCGUCGACCUGGCCGGCGACUUCACGUACCGGCUGGUUGGCGUCGACAACUUAA
Messenger RNA from Amphibalanus amphitrite, 799 nucleotides. RefSeq lists its product as uncharacterized. The coding region runs from base 17 to 799 and encodes 260 amino acids. The record is from RefSeq and is a predicted model, not a curated record. The transcript is spliced from 4 exons. NCBI's taxonomy places the organism in Eukaryota, Metazoa, Arthropoda, Thecostraca, Balanomorpha, Balanidae.